UCUAUCGUUAGCGGUGCGGUCACGCUGAUUAGCAAUAAACAAAAUUCUGGUUAAAUUUGUGAAUUAAUCACAAAACAACAAACAAAUGCAGGGUUUGGGAUUCUAGCUGCACACAGUCGCGUCAUAAAAGCAAGGAAGCACGCAGGACGUGUGGACGCCGGGCAAGAUAAUGGGCAAGUGCUGCAUCGGGGCACUCUGGCCACUGGCCAUUUUGGUGGCCUCUGCCACUGCCUACAAGAACGUUCGCUUGCAGGACAACAUGUGCUCGGACAAGCUGUUCUACACACUGGCCAAGCCCUUUCGGGGCGAUCCCACGGUGCGGCUGGAGUACGAGGACACCUCCGGAGCGAUUGUGACCCAGAUGUGGAAUCUGACACUGCCCCAGGGCCAUGCGGCCAACAAGAUCAAGUACGACUGCCAGUUCCGGGUGCUGACCAGCGAUCGACCGCCGCGCGGCAUCUACACCAUCAUCACGCGGCUCAAGUUCCGGCGCGAUCCCGUGUCCAAGGAGUGCAUCGACUACAUCCAGUUCAGUAGUGGCAACCGCUCGCCCAGCGAGCGCAUCUGCAAUGAUAUCUCCAUUGACGGGCCGGCCGGACGUUUGAUCUUUGACCAGCGCGACCGCGAGGUCAACGUGCACAUCUUCAUCGAUCGAACGCGCCAUAUACUGGGUGACCCGCUGGAGCUGCGCAUGGUGCUGACGGCCCACUCCGAGUGCCAGUUCAACGGGGACUUCCUCUGCGAUCCCAACGACCAGUACUCGUGCAUCUCGCGCCACUUUGUGCGGGACAAUAUCACCAACUGCCUGUAUCCGUGCCGGGACGAAGGCACGUGCUUCCACGACGCCAUCGUGCCGGAGGAGAUCGACACGGCCAAUGUGGCCAUCUCGGCGCUCACCUCGCUCAUUUUCACCAUGCUUGGAGUGGGCUUUUGUGUGUGGGUCUGCUGGAAGUACUGGAACUGCAUAACAGUGCAGCAGCGUGCUCAUGAGGCAUCCGCUGCCCGCUUCAACCAGCGACGAGUUAGAUCGGAUGUGCCCACCAUUGAGCUGCCACCACCGAUCCAGUACGAUGAUAGUGUCCUGCACGAGCACAAUUCCCAGCAGCAUCAGCAGCCGGCCACGCCCAAGGAUCUGCCGCCCAGCUACGAGUCCCUCUUCCCGGAAAGCAGAGCGUGGCGAAAGUGCGGACGGGAAACACCUCACCCUCACCCUCCGCGGAUCAUCCCCCGUUUGGGCGUUUGGGGUUUCAUCACAUGGUGACACACAUCGUGAAUCAGCACGUGCCUUAUCCGAAAACCAGUCGGACCGGCACCCCGUUCAUCUGCCCAGAAAUCGACAGUUGGUCACGACUGGAGGAAAGGUGCCUCGGCCACUGCGUCAUCCGUGGGCUAAUCAUUUUCUGCUCUGCUCACGGCACAAACUUAGAUUUUCCUUUGUUACCAACGCGCUCGUCGAGGAUCGUGGUGGCGGAUGCGGCACGUGCUGGGGUCGCCUGGUCGUUGACUCGUCGCAAUUGACCAAACUGGUUAUUGCCACCGUAGCUGCGUGACAAUUUGCCGGCCAAUCUGUGCCCCCGUUCAAUGUCGGCCCGCAAUUGUCCGUCCAAUUGCCUUGGAGUCGCAGUAAGCGAAUCAAUUAGCGAAUGUGCAGCCCUCUUGGCAACCGGUAGCUGCUCCACGGAUGUCUCUCUAUAUAUAACGCCCAGGUGCCAAUUAUAACACGCACACAAAAGAGCCGCGCGAUCGAUCGAUCGAACCAUCGAUCUAUUCAUCAAGUUCAGGGUCGAACUCAAAUCGCUCUGCCGCUCAUAGUUCGGCCUUAAUUCGUGUCAAGCACCCUGAUAAGGAGUGCGACCACCGAACCAUCAAUCACCCCGAGUCGAAGACCUCUUGGAGAUCCUAGCAAAUCACUCGAUCUUCUUCUGACGCUUCGAAUGGUCGAAUCUCGAAAUUCGCACGCCGAAUUAGCGCCUCGGAGUGGGGCGUGUAGGUGUGAGUUCACGCCCAAAAAUAGCCUAAUCAAAGCGACUUCUUUGGGCCACUUUCGCGGAGGAGCUGCCUCCCGUAAUGUAUUUUUAAAACAAGCGGUAACUAAGGGUCUCCAGAGCAAGGUGUGGCUCAAACUUCCCCGGAUUGUGAAUACAUAAAGUAAAAGAGGGAACUGUUUCAAAUUAACACUUGGCAGGGGAAAUAUAACACCAACAUUGCUUAUAAA
This is a messenger RNA of Drosophila biarmipes, 2215 nucleotides long. RefSeq lists its product as uncharacterized. The record is from RefSeq and is a predicted model, not a curated record. The transcript is spliced from 4 exons. Bases 170 to 1261 code for a protein of 363 amino acids. Lineage: Eukaryota; Metazoa; Arthropoda; Insecta; Diptera; Drosophilidae.